AUGGUGUCUGAAAAAUAUAAAUACGCGAUAGUGCGUAUUCCGGAGAACAGUGUCAUCGACUUCUUUUCGACGAUCGUCUCCAAAGGAUAUUCGGAUGUGUCAUUUGUCUCCAGCCUAUCGCAAUGUUCAAUGCGGGACGAUCCGAAUGACGAGCCAGGCUCUUCAUCAUUCAAAGACGUGAGUCAUAUUUCGUCACUUGACGACGAUUCGACAUCAGAGAACAACAAAUCAUCGCCUUCCCGCCAAUCAUCGGCAUCGAUGCCUGUUCUUCGGCCGCCGCCUGUGAUUCCUUCAGUCAAAAAUGAAAUCUCCGAUGUCCCUCCAACGUCUUCUACGAACUCGACACCAGUCGACAUUCUCACACAAUCAAUGUCCGCAGAUCUGAUUAGCAAUCUGUUCGGCAAAGCAGAUUUUGAGCUGAAUCCGUCGGAAUGGGCCGAAAUGAAUCAGUUGGCCUCGAAUGGAAACUCGUCCGGAAAUGAGGGAAACCAAUUUCAUCCCUACAAAAAUACGAGAAUGAAGGGCUGGCAACGCGAAUACAUUAAAGAAGUGAUCAACAACGGGCAUUAUCCGACAGAGGAUGAACUGCGAGAUAUUGAGCAGAAAUGUGAUCUUAGUAGGAAACAGGUUCUGCGUUUCAUAGCAAAGCGUCUCGUAAAUCCGAACCGCAAGCCCCGCAUCAAUCACUACGAGGAAAAACGGCAGGAACAAGAACAAGCUCAGGAGAUCCAUUUGCAGCUUUCUGCAUGA
Molecule: messenger RNA, 750 nt
Organism: Caenorhabditis bovis
Lineage: Eukaryota; Metazoa; Nematoda; Chromadorea; Rhabditida; Rhabditidae
Source: the annotation of a GenBank genome assembly